GCCUGUAAAUUGCAAACGUCUCGCCGCUGCGUCAUACGCAUGCUCGAACGAGCCCCUUCGCGUUUCGAACGUGGUUCCGCCCCGCUACGCAAUUCAGCCAAUGAGCGGCCGAUAUGUAAAUUCUCCUUAAACACGGGCGCGUACUCUCCUUUCAUCGCGGCCCGCCUUUCCAGUCAGCCAAUGGGCUUCGCGUUGCUGGGUAGCUUAUGCAAAUAUACGUAGAGACUUCUUCCUGCUGCGUGGAUAGUCCCAGAGGCGCGUCUUGAGCGUACCGGGAGAGAAGGCUCGCGCGACAGGAAGAGGACGCGGAGGUGGUGCAGCAGCUGGCGGUGACUUUGCAUAUCAGCCAUGAUUGUCCUUCCCCCAGGACUGACGGACGAAGAGGAGGCUCUGCAGAAGAAGUUUGCCAAACUCAAGAAAAAGAAAAAGGCCCUCAUGGCCUUGAAGAAGCAGCAGAGUUCAACCAGCCAAGCCAGCCAGGGAGGAAUUAAACGCUCCAUCUCUGACCAGCCGGUAGUGGACACAGCCACAGCGACGGAGCAAGCCAAGAUGCUCGUGAAAACGGGGGCCAUCAGCGCUAUCAAAGCCGAGAACAAGAACUCGGGGUUCAAGCGCUCUCGCACGCUGGAAGGGAAGCUGAAAGAUCCCGAGAAAGGACCAGUCACGACUUUCCAACCUUUUCAGCGCAGCAUCUCUGCAGACGACGAUUCUCAAGAGUCACGGCGUCCCCAGAGGAAAUCUCUCUAUGAAAGCUUUGUGAGCUCCAGCGAUCGCCUGCGGGAUCCAGAGAAGGAUCCAGAAGUGGCCAGGGAUCCAGACAAAGAGCCAGACCGGGGGGAGAACCUCCGCAAUUUCGAGUGGGACUAUGAGCGCGAUCGCAGCCGGGACCGGAGCAGAGAGCGUGACAGAGACCGGGAUCGGGAUCGGGACCGAGACAGGGACAGGGACCGAGACAGGGACCGAGACAGAGAGGGCAGCUUCCGCCGUUCAGAUUCUUUCCCGGACCGACGUGCUCCGCGCAAAGGGAACACGGUGUAUGUCUAUGGGGCGGACAUGAAGCAGGGCAUGCUGCGCACCGCUUUCUCGGCCUUCGGGAACAUCCUCGAUCUCUCCAUGGACAAUCCCCGCAACUGUGCUUUUGUCACCUAUGAGAAGAUGGAGUCUGCGGACCAAGCCAUUGCUGAGCUCAACGGAAAGGUAGUGGAGGAUGUGCAGCUGAAAGUCAGCAUUGCCCGCAAACAGCCCAUGUUGGACGCAGCCAUCGGCAAAUCGGUGUGGGGGUCUUUGGCUGUGAGGAAUAGCGACAAGGGCUCUCACCGGGACAAGCGAUCCCAGGUCAUCUACAACGAAGACAUCUUCUGAGGCCUGUGGGACAAUCCCCAUUUCAAGCGGUGGGGCGUUUCUUAAAUGUUUGCUUCGUUUUUGUUAAGGUGUGCAAAUAUUCGAAAUAGCACUGUAUCGCUUCUCUCCAAGUCUGCACCUCAAAAUGCACCUGAGCCCGUGGGGGGGGGGGGAGAUUAUUAGGCAGAUUUAUGUAGGAUAGACCUAUCGGUGGUUUGGUAUGAGGGAAGAGCUCCUGUGCUACAUUGGUGUCUAUUUUUUGGAAAAAUAAAACAUGUUUUGAUGUCUUCAA
This is a messenger RNA of Zootoca vivipara (common lizard), 1633 nucleotides long. It is a transcript of the gene NELFE, whose product is annotated as negative elongation factor complex member E. Gene Ontology annotation, molecular function: RNA binding. Gene Ontology annotation, cellular component: NELF complex. The record is from RefSeq and is a predicted model, not a curated record. Gene Ontology annotation, biological process: negative regulation of transcription elongation by RNA polymerase II. NCBI's taxonomy places the organism in Eukaryota, Metazoa, Chordata, Lepidosauria, Squamata, Lacertidae.